This is a messenger RNA of Symbiodinium sp. CCMP2456, 1593 nucleotides long. Lineage: Eukaryota; Dinophyceae; Suessiales; Symbiodiniaceae. The record is from the annotation of a GenBank genome assembly.
AUGCUGCGAGGGACUCAGGCCAUGUCGGGCUUUCACAUACCUUUGGACACGGCGUUUCAAGGAGCAGCGGACGUAACAGGAGGUGGAGGAGGGGGUACUCCGCCCAGUGCCGCUACACCUCCCAACGAGAUGGCGGAGGCCGCAUCGCAAUGGGCUCGGCACGCAGCGUACACAGCAUCCAGAGCAGCGCAGGCAGCGCAGUAUGCUUCACAACAGGCUCAAAUGGCCACGAACUCUGCCCAGAAUGCAGUUGCCCAAGUGAGCUACUUGAUGAACAACCCGGACUUGAGAUCGGCAGGUUUGGAUGGCGUCCUCUCGGAUGGCUUAAGCAGCUCUCCGGUGCUGCUCUCCCUGUGCAUGUGCAAGGAGCUGCGGGCCAAAGGUCGAAGACUCGGGUGCACGAUCGCAUCGCCCAUGCUAACCAGCUCGCAGUACCUGGAGCUUCUCUGUUAUCCCAUGCAAGAAAUGGAAGACAUUUCAUCUGCAAAAGAUCUCGGCUCACAGGACAUCUGGGAGCCAGAUUGGAUGGUCGCUGCUACAAAAUUUGCUUUGAGGCUCCAGUCAGCUACAAUCCUGCAAGACUGGCAAAACUGCAAGCUGAAAAGCUUGACAAGAGAUCUUGCAAUCCUCGAGCGGCCCGAGCGCCAUUGGACACCCAGACUCAUGGGCCAAACCCAGAACGUUGAAGAAGGUGCUCCACCCAUCACUCCGCCUGAAGUGGAGGUGAACCGUCGGCGAAAGGACUACCUGCACCGCUUGGGGAUCCAGAAGGAUCAUGAGAAGUUUGCUGGCUACCAGCCUCCCGUUCCACCGACUGCCACCGCUGAGGCACCGGACAGGCUUCAGCACCCAGAGGAAUCGGGUGAGAAAGAGGGCGAGGAUUUUGAGAUGAACGCACUGGACUUGAAGAGUCAAGACGACUUCAGGGUGAACUUUCUCCGCAAGCUUUCCUACUCACAGGUGUGGGUGCCACAGGCGCAGAAGUCACCGCAGCAUCAAACGGUGAUCAUCUUCGACUGGGAUGACACGCUUCUGUGCACAUCAUUUCUCAAUCUCCGCCAGGAGCAUGGGCUCUCCCAUGCCGUGGAACGAUGCCUCAAGGAAAUCGAGUCGGCUUCGAAGAAGCUUCUGCAACUUGCCCAGCGCAUGGGCCACACCUUCAUCAUCACGAAUGCAAUGAGCGGUUGGGUCGAGUACAGCGCGGCUAAGUGGGCUCCGGGCAUGUUGGACGUGCUUCAGAGAAUUCGGGUCAUCUCUGCGCGCACCAAGUUUGAGCCAGAAUUUCCAGGAGAGGUGGGAAAGUGGAAAGAAAAUGCUUUCUUGGAGGUGCAAAAGCAGCUAGAUAACGAGAUCAUCACCAAUCUGAUUUCCGUAGGCGACUCGAACUUCGAGAUGGACGCCUUGCACGUGAUGGGCAAGCAGUUUGCGCAGGCCCUCGUAAAGACGAUCAAGUUCAGGGAGAACCCAUCGCCAGAAGAGCUUCUAAAGCAGUUGGAACUUGUGACGCAGAAGUUCGAGAAGAUCGUGGAGAAUGCCCGCAACCUGAAGAUUGGAUUGGAGAGAAAGUGGGUUGGGAACCCGCACGCAGCCUGA